This is a messenger RNA of Monodelphis domestica (gray short-tailed opossum), 5216 nucleotides long. It is a transcript of the gene TTLL6, whose product is annotated as tubulin tyrosine ligase like 6. Gene Ontology annotation, molecular function: tubulin binding; tubulin-glutamic acid ligase activity. Gene Ontology annotation, cellular component: ciliary basal body. Gene Ontology annotation, biological process: microtubule cytoskeleton organization; protein polyglutamylation. Lineage: Eukaryota; Metazoa; Chordata; Mammalia; Didelphimorphia; Didelphidae. The record is from RefSeq and is a predicted model, not a curated record.
UUCGGCAACGCUGAUUGGUUGAUCGCCAAGCCCUGGCUCGGACCAGCUUCUUCCGUUCCAGUUCGCUUAGCCGGCAUUGCGCUUGCGCACCUGAUUUCUUGGUUCCCCAAGUAUGCGAAUGGAGCAAGGGUCGAGUCUUCUUUUACUCGCGCUUGCUCUCGAGGGCUCGGCGUCCUGGCGUCGCCAGGGACAACCCUCGGGUUCUCCUCAAUGGGAAAAAGAGGGCGGUUAAUUUACUCCGGAGGGCGGGAAUGGCUAUCAAGAGAAAGGGUCAAUCGAAAGCCCGAAAUCUGGCGCGUGCAAAAACCAAGCUCCGGCCCACCAGAAGCUGGGGCAACCGCAGAGUGUUACUGGCGUUGGGUCACUGCGGCAAGAAUGACUUGAAGCCCAAGGCGUGGGAGCAGGAGGCUACGACAACUUUGGCUGAGAGUGAUAGGGAAGGCAGAAUGGGGGCGAGCAGGGGCAAGAGGAUCCACGGGUAUGUGAAGAGGGAAGGGAAUGUAAAAGAGGCCCCCAAAUUUGAUUCAAGGGAGACUGCCCUGAAAGAAGAGGAAAGAGGAACUCUAUCCCCAAAGAUGCCACAAUUCUUGGCUUUGGAAGAUGUGGAGUUGGGAGAGUCAGAUGAGAGGGAGGAUAUUUCUGAAGAUGAACAAGCAAGAAGGCAUGUUACUCUGGCUUUUGUUGAGAAAGAUGCCAUGGUAUCCUUGAAGAAAGAUAUUGGGGUAUCCUUGAAGAACUGUUCUCAGCGUCAUUAUAAGAAGAAGAAGAAAAAAAGAUUGGUGAUUAAUCUAUCCAGCUGCCGAUAUGAUAGUGUUCGUCGGGCUGCCCGGCUGUAUGGCUUACGUGAAGGAGGAGACCAUGAUGAUUGGACCCUUUAUUGGACAGAUUUCUCCGUCUCCCUUGAUCGAGUAAUGGAAAUGAAAUGUUACCAGAAGAUCAACCAUUUCCCUGGAAUGAGUGAAAUCUACCGAAAGGACCUGCUGGCCAGGAAUAUGAGUCGUAUGAUAAAGCUUUUCCCUAAAGAAUUCCAUUUUUUCCCUAGAACUUGGUGUCUUCCUGCAGAUUGGGGUGAUUUACAGAAUUAUAGCAGGUCAAAAAAAUAUAAGACUUUUAUCUGUAAGCCAGAUUCUGGCUGCCAAGGAAAAGGUAUAUUUGUUACGCGGUCUGUAAGAGAUAUCAAACCAGGAGAGGAUAUGAUCUGCCAGCUCUAUAUUUCAAAGCCUUUUAUCAUUGAUGGAUUCAAGUUUGACCUUCGGAUUUAUGUGCUAGUGACCUCCUGUGAUCCUCUUAGGAUCUUUGUGUACAAUGAAGGGCUCGCUCGGUUUGCCACAACCUCCUACUCUCAUCCUACUUCAGAUAACGUGGAGAAUAUCUGUAUGCAUUUGACUAACUAUUCUAUUAACAAACACAGUUCUAAUUUUGUACGUGAUGGAAACUCUGGCAGCAAGAGAAAACUAUCUACCUUUAAUGCCUACAUGGACAAACUUGGCUGUGACACUGUGAAAAUGUGGCGAGAUAUUGAAGACAUAAUUAUCAAGACCUUGAUUACUGCUCACCCUAUAAUUAAGCACAACUAUCACACCUGCUUCCCCAACCACAUCAUGAAUAGUGCCUGCUUUGAAAUUUUGGGCUUUGAUAUUCUGCUGGACAGAAAACUUAAACCCUGGCUUCUGGAGGUCAAUCAUUCUCCAAGCUUCUCCACUGAUUCAAGGUUAGACAGAGAAGUUAAAGACAGUCUGCUGUAUGACACCCUUGUCCUAAUCAACCUGGGAGCCUGUGAAAAGAAGAAAGUCCAAGAUGAAGCACGGCGGAGGGCAAGAAUUCUGCAGCAUGUCCGUUCUAGGGAGAUCAGGAUUGAGGAAUUAAAGAACUACCAGGCUAUGUGGCUGGAGAAAAUUGAACGUUAUGAGAAAGAAAAAAGUGGCGGCUUCCGGAGGAUUUAUCCAGAAUUUGGGUCUGAAAAGUAUCAGAAGUAUUUUCAUCACAGCAAUUCACUCUUUCAAAACACAGUGGCCUCCAGAGCCCGGGAAGUACACACCCGGCAGCAGAUCCAGGCAUUACGGCUGAAGCAGGAGAAGAAAGCCUUGUUUCAGCACGAGAAGAAGAAUGAGCUUCAGGGUGAAUCAGCAGGUGAUGGGACCAGGGUCUCUCGCCCAGAGAACACCAAACAAAGAGCUUCUGUGUACAACGCCAGACAACUCUCCAAUUCUUCCAUGUUGCUGCCCUGUACCUCCACCUUGGACUCAGAGUCGAAGCAAAAGGAAACUGAGACUCUGAAAUACCUAGAACCCUCCGACUCUCUUCAGGAGACCCCUAAGCAGGAGGCCGAGGCCACCUUUCCGGAGAAAGCUAGUGUGUGUCACUACAGCUCUGUGCCCGACCUGAGGAAGUCCAUCUUCACCAGCCCAGAAAAGCAGGAAUCCUGGAAUCCCAUCUCCGCAAAUGUUGAAGAAUAUAACUCUUUCCCUGAUUUUCUUGCUUUGAUGGAUACCUCCUCGUUAUUCAGUAGCUGCUCCCAGUCCCCAGAGCCAUUACCAACCUUGAUCUCAUCACCCAGCUCUACAUCAUCUCAUUGCACCCGAGAAGAGGCAGACAGUCCUGUUGAAAUCCCCUUCCAGCCCUUGAAGUUCCUCCAGCACGCCUCCCAGGAGAAGCCAUUGACUUCCACCAAGCCCCACACACGGUGGAGCUUCAUACAGAAGACGUGGAAACCCUCCUUCAGCUCUGAGAGCAUGAAAAAGCAGUUCCUGAUGUCCCAGCUCAUCGGCAAAUUCCCUUUGGGAUCCCAGUUCUUCCCGACCAGCCGCAACCCAAAGCUGUUGCAGAAAAACCAAAAAAAAACCGCCUCCCACUACCGAGCCUGUAGGAACCAAAGUUUGGUACAGAAGAAAACCAAGGAGGCUCCUGGCCCACGGCUGCUCCUCCAGAGAACGCAGAGACAGUGCAAACCUCAGAAGGAACUACUGGUGAUUGCCAUACCAGCCCGGCUUGAUCCGAGGCCGCACAAAAACAGGAGGAUUAUAGGGAGGGAUCAGAGUGGUGGGAAAGCCCCUUCCAGGGGCCCCUCAUUUUCCAGCAAGAAAGCCACCUAGAAUACUAGGUAGGCAAGACUGACUUUUGUCAGAAUUGGGCUGUAGGAAGUUCCUUCUUUGUACCACUGAUGAUACCCACCUAGUAAUACUCACUACCAAACUUUGCCUCAUAGCCUAAGUCAGCAAUGCCAGGAAUUCACUUCACAAAGACCAGAUUCUCCCUGUGGUUGAGGAGGCGAUGAUGAUACUCCUUCCUCGAGGUGUGGUGGAUAGGGACAGAGAUGGAUGGCCCUCUAAAGCAAUAGGUUUGCAGGCGGGCUUGGCAUCCUGAUCUUAUAGGCUGGCAAUAGUUUGAGGAUGGAGACUUGAGAGAAGUUCCCCAGCCUGUUUUAUGGUAGAAUAUGGGGAAAUAAGGAAAAGAUGAUGAUUAAAACCUUAGAGCUUUUUGAAGGAAGGCAGUAUAUAAAGAUUUAUGGGACUUUUUUUUUUUUGGAGGCAUCGCAUAUAUCAGAAGAUGCUGCUAACCCAAUGCCAUCGAGGGGAUGAGGCACGUGCUUUGGGGUUGCUUUCUCCGUAGUGGGAGUGAGUUUUGUUGAGCCAUGAUACACUGAGCAUCUUACCUUGUCCCUCUAGUGACCAACAACACACAUGGCAAGAUGAUCAGGCCAUCUAGAUAAAACUGACCAGCCUUUAAAGAACUCGGAUCCAUGCCAGCUGCCCUCAUCCAUGCCAUGCUUUCAGUGUGGCCUACACUGCUUCUAGGGCUUUCUGGUAUGGAUGGGAAGCUCGUUAGGGCUGGACUUCAUGGGUGGGUUUCCCCUUAAAUGGUGCCACCAGAAAUCCCUGAGUUCAGUCCAAUCUUUGAAGGUUCAGAAACUCGAGUCAGUAGGCCCAGGGAUGAUCAAGUCUUUGGAUGAUCGACUCACUAAACAAAUUCACCAGGGAUUCAUUCAUGAGCUGAGCUGCCAAUGUUUCACUUUUGCUUAUUUCUAAUGGUCACGAGAGCUGACGGGUUGACUGCAUAGGACUUACCCUGAACACGUACAUGGGUUCAUUUUAAGAGACCAGAUUUUUAUGUCAGGAAAUUGUCUGUGAAGAAGGAGUUAUUAGCGCCAUUAAGAGGAAUAAUAAUCAAACCUCUGUGUUUUUAGGAGAGGUAGCAUGGGAUAGUGGAUGAAGGGCCCGCCUUAGUGUGAGAGGAACUUGGGUCCAAGUCCUGCCUUUAUCACAUACCACCUGGGUGACUCCCAAGCCUUAGGCAAGUGGAGUUUUGGCAUUACAGGGGGGAGUUUCAACCUAAAGAGUUCUCCCACACUAAUGAAAUCUCAAGUCGGAACCAAAAACAAGUGUCUAGUGUUUUGUAGUUUUCUCAUUUGAUUAUUCUCAUUGCGCUGAUAAGAAAACCCUGCUGAGAGGCCAACAAGACAAACCCAGGUCUCCUGACUCCCUGGCCACUCAUUCUCCGCCCCCCCCCCAAAGGGAGAAAGGGAAAGGGAUGAGCAUUUAUAUAACACCUUUUGAGGUGGGAGCUACUAUAACCCCCAUUUUACAGAUAAGGAAACUAAGGCAAACAUUAAAUGAUUUGCUUAGGGCCGUACAACUAUUCAGAUUGAAUGUGAACUCAGGCAUAUAUAUGAGCUGUAUAGAUCCAGAUGGGGAAGUGGAUAAAGCACUGGGCUUGAAAUCAGGAAGACUUCCUUAGUUCAAAUCCAGCUUCAGACUCUUGCUAGCUGUGUGACCCUGGGCAAAUCACAUCACUCCAUUUGCCUCAGUGUCCUCAUCUGUAAAAUGAGCCGAAGAAGGAAAUGGCAAGCCACUCUAGUAUCUCUGCUAAGAAUACCCUUACUUGGGUCAUAAAAGAGUUGGACAUAAGUGAAAUGAUUAAACAUAUUUCUGCCUUCUGGUCCUUUGCUCUUCCUACUUGCUGGAGCUAGAGCAGAGGGAAUGGGAUCCUUGAAAAAGAGGCUUCUGUCAGGUUUGCCCUCCCUUCCAUGCCCUGAGGAUAUUUUCUGGCCUCACCAUAUUGUUCCUCCUACACACUUCUAGGAAGCAUGUACUACCAGAUCCUUCUACUCACCUGUGCCAGUCAUCUGUGGUUUGUUUCACUGUCUUCCUACAUUUGUCUUAAUGUCAUCGAUGUCUUUCUCUUCAUCUUCAAAGCACAGUAUAAGAUUUCUAAACUUA